Molecule: messenger RNA, 1600 nt
Organism: Heterocephalus glaber (naked mole-rat)
Lineage: Eukaryota; Metazoa; Chordata; Mammalia; Rodentia; Bathyergidae
Gene: Prr22
Product: proline rich 22
Source: RefSeq, a predicted model, not a curated record
GCAUCGGGGGAGCUGCCUGGAGGUGGCAGCCUGGGGCUGUUAGUAGGGCCUGGAUAGAAGAAGUGGAAGGUAGGGGGCCUGGUCCAGGGUCAGGGUGCUCUAGGGGAUGCCUGGCUGUGACCUCAGGGGUUCCUCUCUACCCCUGCCCACCCCACCCCACCCCUGGAAUCCUGAGGAGUGAGCUGGGCCCAGCCCGGAACCUGUUGCCCCAGUAACCAGCAGACAAAACGCUGCAGUGCUGCAGCCUCCGUCCUGGAUGGCAGCCUCCCCUCCCACCUCCACUCCUGGUGCCAGGCCGGGCCCCUGCCCACCCAUGCAGCACCCCGAACCCUUCUCCACACCCGUAGCUUCUCAGGAAGGCUUCAGUGUCCAGGGCCUGGAGAGCAUGGAGGGCCCAGGCGGCCGUCCUGUGUUCACAGGCACCGACCCUCUGCCCGCCAUGGCCUCUGCGAACCCGCUGUAUCAACCCCCAAACCCAGAGAAAGACGUGUUUCCGGGUCCACCAGCAGGCUUCCAGAUGGCCCCCUGUGGGUGUUUCUUCGACCCCCGCGUCUUCCGCAUUGAGUGGGCUGCCACCUGCUUCGGCCAGGACUUGUACAAGCUGGCGGUGGCCAGGGGCCCCACCUCGCCAGACAGCUACCUCCUGGAGCCCCAGUACUAUGCCAAGGCCCCAGUACCGCCCCUGUACCCCCACUACCAGCCUGGGGGGCCCACAUAUCUUGUGCCCUGCUUCCCGCCCGAGGGGCCCAGCCAUGAGUCCCUGGGCUUCAUGAGGGAUGGGGGACCCCCUGGCUUUGUGGAGUUGCCUCCACUGCUGCUCAAGGAAGGCCGGGCCCCUCUGCCACCCCCCAAAGACAGCAAGCUGUCCCCACUGCUCCUCAUGCUACCUGCCGAGGCCUCGCUGCCUGCUGAGGCCCCGCUGCCUCCUGAUGCCUAUGGCCACUUCCAAGGCCACCGAGGCUGGGUCCCUGGGCCUGAGGUAGCCAGGUCGCCCGCUGAGCCCUUGGCCUUUCCCACCAAGGAACUGCAGGGUGGCAAUGGAGCUGAGCUGGGCCUGUCCCACCCCCCGGGCCCCAGUGAGCCCAAAGCCCAGGAGGCCACCCAACUGGGGACAGGCAAGGCCCAGGUGCACGAGGUGGCCCGGACCUUGGCACUGCCAGACAAGGUGCUUCUGGAAGACGCCAUGAAGCUCUUCAAUUGUCUGCCCAGCCGUGCCAAACCCGAAGCCACAGAGUGCAGGGUCCCCGGGCCAGCCCUCCCCGACAGUGGCAGCGGCCGGGACAACUCGCCCAGUGACAUCCGCUCACUGCACCUCCCCGAGGAGCUGCUGUCGUUUGACUACAGUGUCCCUGAGAUCCUGGACAUGGUGUCCAACGUGGACUAUCUGUUCAACAACUUCAAGGUGCUGGAUGAGGGGCCACCGCCCUGCCCCAGGACCCCCGGAGCUGACCCCGCUGUCCCUGUCCCUCAGGCCAGCAUACGGAGAAAGAAGCAGGGCACCACCUCCACCAGGAAGGGCAAGGCGGGGGCCAAGGGCAAGCAGGCUGCUGCAGGGGCCCGGCAGGACCUGGGCGCUGCCCCCCAUUAAAGUGGAUUUGGU